GAACUCGUGGCCAGAAGCUCAGCCUGCAGUCGGCGCAGAACCUCCUGCAGGAAGAAGUGGACCGAGAGGAGGAGCAGUCAGAGGAGCUUCUGGAGAAGUUCAUGGAGGGAAACGUGGGCCUGGACGAGUUCCUGGACUCCUUCCAAAGCUCCAGGAAGACGUAUCACAUCCGCCGGGCUCAAGCGGAGAAGAUGCAGGAGGUCGCGAGGAAGAAGAGCCUCAAGUUAAAGAAACCUGCGGAGGAUAAAAUCAAAAUCCAGGAAGUGAGGAAGGAGGAAGUGAGGAAGGACUCCGAGCAUCUUCAGGAUCCUCAGAGGCCGAAUGGAUUCGUAGCUCAAGGACCGUUAAGAGUUUUCCAGGUUCGAUACGGGUUAACUCCGGCCAUUCUCCUCCCACAUUAUCCUGUUUCUCCCCCUGCUUCAGCGCCAUGUUUUCCCAGUAGUAACCCCCCCCCUGAGCCCCAGCUGGGACAGAUCCUCAGCCCCAGCAGCGUGAUGUCAGGACACCACAGACAGCCGGUGGGGUUAAGGGUCAUCGGACAGUUACCGGGAGGCUGGCCUGCGAACGGGAGGCCGGUGAGACUGCAGCAGCUUUACAGACCCCCCCCCCAACAGCCAGAGCCCCCCUACCGAUAAGAGAAAAGAGGAGGAGAUGGGAGGAAAUGGGAGGAGGAGGAAUGUUUAAAAAAAAAAAAAGGUUUGGAGGCCGUCCAAAAACAAACGGUGGCUGUUGUCACUAUCAUGUAAAACUGAUCCAGAGACAGGUACAACUGCUGAAGGAUCUGUUCUCCAUCCAUUACACAGGACACCAGAGCAGAGGCAGGGAGGGGAGCUGGAGGUCACUUAACCUAAGGUGAGGGGAGGUGAGGUAACUUAAGGUGAGGGAAGGUGAGAUGAGGUCACUUAACUUAAGGUAAGGUGAGGUAACUUAGCCUAAGGUGAGAUAAGGUAACUUAAUUUAAGAUGAGGUAACUUAACUUAAGCUGAGGUGAGGUAACUUAACUUAAGGUAAGGUGAGGUGAGUUAAGGUCACUUAACUUAAGAUGAGGUAACUUAACUUAAGGUGAGGUAAGGUGAGAUAAGGUCACUUAACUUAAGGUGAGGUGAGGUAACUUAAGGUAAGGUGAGAUAAGGUCACUUAACUUAAGGUGAGGUGAGUUAACUUAACUUAAGGUGAGUUAACUUAACUUAAGGUGAGUUAACUUAGCUUAAGGUGAGGUGAGAUAAGGUCACUUAACUUAAGGUAAGGUGAGGGUUAGGGAUGGGGAUGGGCUCCGAUAGCCGGAUUUGCUAAGCUACUACAAUGCUAACGAAUCUCUUAUCUCUACCUUUCGUCUCUCUUUAUGCCUUUUUGUUUUUAAAUGGAUAACAUUUAGACAAAUCCUGCAGCUGAUUUGAAAGCUGUUUCUGGUCUUUUAAAAGCCAUUACUGCAUUUACACUCAGAGUAAUACUUUUAGCGUGGUCCUUAAGUCGACCCGGUUACGUUUUUUUUGCCUCAAAGAACCCGUCUGAAAUUAUUUAAGAUACAAAUUUAAGGAAAAAAUAACAUUUCCGUACAGCUUACUGUUACGUACCUGUUCACUCCUCCGCAGACUGCAUGGAGACAGGAACUCAUCAAACUUGAAUUCUGGCAUUGAAAUGGAAAUGUGAGCAAGUAAACGGAGAACCAAGGGGUUGGCUAGCUGCUAACCGUUUGUUUGCGGUUCACGGUCAAUGCUUGGUCAGCAUGCCGCUCAGAAUAUGAUUUUAAGAAUAACGGCAGUUCAGGAAGGUCAAGUUUGUAUCGUGAGAAGAAGAUGUUGCUUUUACUAAACGAGGUUUUAUGCAGAUAUUUAGCACAAAUCGAUGCUAAUGAGCCUCAUUCACAAAGACCAGAUAAACGACUUGAAAAGUACACAACAGAUACGGAUACAGAUACAACAGGCUGCCAUUGAUUAAAGACUGUGGUGUUUCUGCCUCGGCCGACAUCUUUUAUUUUAACUUUGUACCACCCACAGAUGCUUAAAGGCAACCUGAGAUUAUAUAAGGAGUCAGAUUCGAUACAAAAGGCUAUCGAACCCCAUCCCUACUGAGAAGGAAUUCAUGUUAUUUUAAAAUUUUAUUAUAUUUUUAUACUUUACAAGAAGGGAUGAGAAGCACAUCUUUUUAAAGAGAGACAUGAAAAUAUGUCAUCGUCCAUCCAUGCAGUUCUUCCGAAACAGAGAAGCAUCAAAGUGAACGACUGCGUCAAUAAAAAGGUGUUUUAAUAUAAAUCUCAUUGUUCUUCAUCUCAUCAAGUAACAACAUUCAUAUCCUUGGAAUAAACUCUAAAAAUGAAUGAAUGCCGUGGAGGUUAAUCCCAGAACAAAGGGAGAAGGUGGUAUUUAUUAAUAAUUCCCUGUCAAAAUGCGAUUUCACGAGCUCACACCGUUUAUUUAUUCAUGUCAAUCCUAUUUUAAAUGGCUGACUUCAAAGCUUCUUGCUUACUGUGCUAAAUGAAGAGCUGCUUCUCUCUUUCAGUGUGUUUGAAUUUGUAUCCCCCCCCCCCCCCCCGCUCCGAAGUGGGAUGCAGGGUGAGGGGAAUGUAAUCUCUAUGAGAAUAACGGCGCUCUGCAAAGCCACAGAAUAUAAUAGAAGGAGGUUUUCCUUCUCGUGUCGACCUCCUUUAAUCCUCAUUGCUCAUCCUUCAGCAUUUCAAACAGUAAAGAUCGGGAUUGUAUAUUUUGCUCAUUAAAGGGAGAGUUCUGUGUUUUUAAUGUGGGGUUAAAUGAGGGCUGUGUGGAGUUUAUGAAAUAUCAUCAAUUAACAGUCACACACAUCAGUCAAAUGGAUCUAAUGACUUCAAUCAAUAGCUGAUUAUCAUAAAUGACACAUUCGUUGUUCGGGGUGUUCAGCAUACAAGACACUCUCCUUCCACUCUUGCAGCGUACACAUCCAGAAGAAAUCCUGGAAGACUAAUGAUCAAAUGGAUCUAAUAACUUCAAUCAAUCAUUUUACAUUUCAUUUUAUAAUAACAUAGCCCAUUAUCAUAAAUUACACAUUAGUUUUUGGGGGGUGUUCAGCAUAUGACACUCUGUCCUCGCAGCGUACAAUUACGAUUCCUGAUAAAUCUAUAGGAACAUUUGUAUAAAUCUUGAGGAGAGCAAAAGAGGAAGGAUCCUUCUCCAAGGAUACACAGACGUGCAAUAGAUGAUGUGUUUAUAGAUUAAAACCGAUGAAAAUGACAACAUAGAGAAUCUAAAUGUCAAAAAUCAUCCGUGUGUCGCCAAAAAAUACCAAUUUGGGUAGUCAUUAAACAGAAAUCACACGAAUUGGGAAAUGACAUCACUUUACUGUAAUGCAUCCUUUAAAACAGGGGUGUCAAACUCAAGGCCCGGGGGCCACAGCCGGCCCGCGACUUCAUUUUAUGUGGCCCUGCAAGAGCUUGCAAAGAAUGUAAUACGUUUAUUAUACGAUUAAAUGCCGCUUCACAGAAUCAGGUUGCCCAUAAACUACAUGUCCCACAAUGCAUUUCGUUUUGUGACAUGCCACUGAAGAGACUUGCAAUUAUUUGCUUUCAGACGUAGUUAAUUACUAAGUUAUUAUCCUCUCCGAUAAUAAUCCAAUUCAGAGGCAAUAAUGUAAUAUAACACAUUAUUUUAUAUCUAUUAUAUAUUUAUAUAUAUGUAUAUUUUAUAUGGUUACAACCGGCCCUUUGAGUGCAACCAUAAUGCUGAUGUGGCCCGCGAUGAAAUUGAGUUUGACACCCCUGCUUUAAAACAAGGAAUCAAACAAUACUUGUGUCAUGUUACGAUAUCUUAAAUCUAACAUGAGAUCAACAUCAUAUUGAUAUAUUGCCCGGUCUCCAUUGAUCAUUGAUUUGUUAGCUUUGAAAGCACAUAUUUACUGCCUCCAUGCAUUAGUGUUUGUGUUAUUGUGGGUGAUUGAAAACGAACCCUUUUUAAAACCCUGAAAUCACACAAUAACACAAACUAAAUAAUAGAUAUUUGCAGCUGUGCAUUACAUGCUAAAAUGUCCUGGUUUCGUCAAUGGAGUCUGGUGGAGUUUUAAAGCGAGGUAAAGAGGUGAGGAUAUCCAAUCCAUUUGAUUUCUAUAGCACAUUUAAAAACAACAAAGUGCUGUACAUCAACAACUAUAAAAACAUAGCAUACAUACAUAAAAACAGACAGGACAUGAAACAAAUGUAAAACACGAGACAAUGAAACCAGAUCAGAAGCCACCGACUGAGAAACUCUCCUACAUGACGUGAAAACAAUACAAAACACUAUGAAAACCCACAUUUAAAAGCACAAGUGUCACCUGGCCUGUAAAAGCAAGUGGGUUUUUUAACGAGAUUUCCGUAUCCGAAAUGUUGCGUACACUUCAAGUGAUAUUGAUUGAUUUCCACCUCAUCAAACCCCACUUUAAAAUAUGUGAGCCAUCCCUUUAACAACUCAUUUAAGUGCAUGCUUACUACAGCUUGGCAAAGAACAUGAAAAUGCCUUGUUCAGGCCAGUAUAAAACGUAUUUUCAAAGAUGUAAAGAGAAUAUUCCUAAUUAAGUAAGAGUUGUAAAUGCGUUUCAAGCCUGUGAGGAUUUCUUUAAUGUUUGAUUUUUUACAAUUUGGGUUAUUUUCAAAGAGUUUUUAAGCCAUCAUUCUUCAACUAACUGCUGUGAAUGAAGCGACGUCGCUGAAAAAGAAGUACAGAGAGAUGCAAAGUGUCGGGGGGGGGGGAAAGUUAUUCGGAUCUUAUCAGAGGUUUUUUGUUAGCUGCCCAUGUCUGUGGUGUCUUUUCUGAUGAUGUGAAACGUUACAAUUGGUUAUCCUUUCAUCUCUAAAGGCAUGCUGUACGAUGAUUAAAUAAUAAACUAUCAACAAGUGGUACAUUUUAAUUCUAUAAUUCAUAAUUUUUCUUUGACUUUUGUUGCUUUUUGGUUUAUUUAUUGUAUAUUUGAAUAAGAAAAUGGAAAGUUAUUAUACAAGCUGUCUGUUGAACUUCCUUUUUAGCAACGAUGCCACAUUCACAAGGAAUACCUUCAAGUGUUAUUAUAGCAAGAAAAAUGAUGGCUAAAAGACUCAAAUGCAAAUAAUAAUGUCUGGUAUCGUUGAAUCAUCAAUAAUUACAUGUGCCAUGGAUAUUUAUUUUUUCCAGAUUUGGUGAUAUUUUAUGCAAUUGUUUUUCUCCAUUCUGAGUUGUAUUUGUUUAUCGUAUUUGUAUGUUUAUUUUUAUUUACUUUCAUGCCUUCAAUACCAUGAUUUUGCUUACAAUCUCUUACUGAAUAAACAAAAGAACACAUUGCCUUU
Molecule: messenger RNA, 5263 nt
Organism: Gymnodraco acuticeps
Lineage: Eukaryota; Metazoa; Chordata; Actinopteri; Perciformes; Bathydraconidae
Product: vacuolar protein sorting-associated protein 37D-like
Biological process (GO): ubiquitin-dependent protein catabolic process via the multivesicular body sorting pathway; protein targeting to vacuole; protein targeting to membrane
Cellular component (GO): ESCRT I complex
Source: RefSeq, a predicted model, not a curated record